Molecule: messenger RNA, 396 nt
Organism: Paramuricea clavata
Lineage: Eukaryota; Metazoa; Cnidaria; Anthozoa; Malacalcyonacea; Plexauridae
Source: the annotation of a GenBank genome assembly
AUGGCCAACCAAGUGGCAAUUAUUGUUAAAAUUCUUUGUGGGUCAUUCUAUGUGAAUGGUGUGAGAUUUACUGGGGAAAAAACACAAUUUUUAUGUAUGUUUUGUGGUAACUACUACACAAAUCCUGUAAAACAUGCUAUGUUGCAUUGUUGUGAAACACAAUUAGCAAGAACAAAAUUAUGGGAACGUAUCACAGAUUUCUUUCCAGUGGAAUUCGUAGCAAACAUUAACUCGUUAGAUGAGGACAAUUUGAUGCAGACAAUCUUUGGAAACAUGCAAUUCAUGCAGGGACAUGAUAAUAACCAAGUACAUAUUAUCAUUGCUGAGUCGAUUUCACAGAUAAUAACAAUAACCAGUUACAUUGACAUUUAUUUGGAUUCAGAAACUAUUCAUUAG